This is a messenger RNA of Syngnathus acus (greater pipefish), 1274 nucleotides long. It is a transcript of the gene spi1a, whose product is annotated as Spi-1 proto-oncogene a. Gene Ontology annotation, molecular function: sequence-specific DNA binding; DNA-binding transcription factor activity, RNA polymerase II-specific. Gene Ontology annotation, cellular component: nucleus. The transcript has 5 exons. Gene Ontology annotation, biological process: regulation of transcription by RNA polymerase II; cell differentiation. The record is from RefSeq and is a predicted model, not a curated record. Bases 119 to 880 code for a protein of 253 amino acids. NCBI's taxonomy places the organism in Eukaryota, Metazoa, Chordata, Actinopteri, Syngnathiformes, Syngnathidae.
GAGGUCACUCUCAGUUCCCGUUUGUCUGUUCAAGUCACUCGAUGUGUCACAUUGUCGCUCAGGCAGGAGAAGACAAAGUUACCAUUUAUGAUCUGCUUCAAAAUUCUAAUACUACACCAUGGAAGGCUUUGUCAUACCACCUGCCUCUGAGGAAAUUAUUCAACAUGAGCCGGAGAGUUAUCGAGCACCAACAGAGUUGUACCCUUACCUCACUAACGUGGGGGACGUUUUUGAAGACUACAGAUGGAGCUACCACCCGGAGCAUGUCCAGCCUGCGGACCUUGACCAUUUUCCGGCGAGUCAUUUAACAGAGCUGCAGUGCGUUGCUCCUCAACAAAUUCAACCUUUUCGAUAUAACACUGAUGGUCAUCUUCACCUGGAACCGCCUCUCACGGUGCUGCCACAAAUCUCAAAUUACACAUCAUCACUGUACUAUCAGUACCAAAGCCCAGUGUCGUCCGUCCAGUACUAUUCAGAAGAGGAAAAGAGAGCUGUCAGCCCCCCACUUGAGGUAUCGGAAGGUGAGGACGCAUCUGAAUACCAUAACCUGCCCUCCAUCAAGAAAGACACAACCGCCAAGAGGAAAAUCCGUUUGUACCAGUUUCUCUUGGACUUGCUGAGAAGCGGCGACAUGAGUGAUUCUAUCUGGUGGGUGGACCAGGAAAAGGGGAUCUUCCAAUUCUCCACUAAACACAAAGAGGCCUUGGCCAGUCACUGGGGAUUCCAAAAAGGAAAUCGCAAACAAAUGACCUACCAAAAAAUGGCUCGUGCUCUGAGGAACUAUGGUAAAACUGGCGAGAUUCAAAAGGUCAAAAAGAAGCUGACUUACCAGUUCAGUGAAGAAGUUCUGAGGAACUGCUAUUCACAACACUGUCACUAAUAACGAUUUUUCGUUUUGUUUUAUACAUAAAUUUGGUAUUGUGGCCUUGCAAGUGCAUUAUUAUUUAUUUGCUUCCUGUGAGCUAGUUGCUGGUUCUCAAAUUUUUCAUUUUAUCAUCUUUUCACUCCAAGAGAAAUAUAGGUAUUAUUGUAAAUACAUUGAUAACUUGUUAUUGCCCUAAUCAAUAAUGUAAUAACAUUUGUCGUACAAGGGGUCAUAUGGUGGGUUAGGGUUACUUGCAAAUUUUUGAAUCCAUUUUGUAAAAUGUUUGCCACCCAUUAAAGCUGAAGCAGAGAAAAGGGUUGAGGGAGAGUGCACCAAUUUUUCUGAGACUGCAGUAACUUUGACAUACUAAGCUGUCGGGUACAGGAGAAAAUAAAGUCUUCCAACCAAA